CGCUUUACAAUAGAACAAUAGAAAGCUGAAGCUUCUCUGUGACAAUACAUUUUUGUCUUUAUAGGUUGAAAGAAGACAAGGACACCUGCAUGCGGCCAGUGAAGAUGCUCUCUACUUGGACUUCAGCUAUUUAAGCUGAAUACAUUGUGAUUUCCAGUAAUUGAGACAGUGAUUCUGAAAGCUGUCUACAUUAAUGAAAAGAACAAUGUAGUCAGCUUAACUGAAUCAUCAGUGUUGCAUAUUGAAUAGAGCAUGACAAAAAUCUAUCCUGACGGACUUCUGCAUGUUAGGAAUAUAGAUUAAAGCCUUGUUUUUUUAAAUAAGUUUUAACUAUGGAGAUGUAUGAAAAUGCACCUCCCCUUCCAAAAGAGCCAGCAACAGAAGCCAGUGUGGAGAAUGAUUCUUGUCCCCCACCACUGCCGCCUAAUGAACAGCCUCCACCACCUCCCCUGCAAACGUCCAGUGACGCAGAGGUAAUGGACGUUGGCUCUGGUGGUGAUGGACAGUCAGAGACCCCUGCUGGGGACCCGGGCACUGUCGACAGAACGCAGCUUCUCACAAAAGGAUCUUCAUGCUACAAAAGUCGUCUUAUUGUAGAUCCUAAUAGUGACCAAAGUCCAAGAACUGCUCGUCAUGCGCCUCCAGUUAGAAAGUUCACCCCAGAUCUUAAGUUGCUUAAAGAUGUAAAGAUUAGUGUUAGCUUUACAGAAAGCUGCAAAAGCAAAGACAGAAAAGUUCUGUACACUGGAGCAAAGCAAGAUUAUGAGACAGAUUCAGGCUUAGGUAUUAAUAAUGUCAAUGGUGAUUUGCAUGUUUGUCCUUUUGGGGGUAGUAAUGGUCAAGCUAUGCGGGUAGCUGGUGAAACUGAUGACAAAAAAGAUGAUGAAAAUGAUAUAGAUCAAGAAAAGCGAGUGGAGUAUGCAGUUCUGGAUGAUUUAGAAGACUUUACUGACAACUUGAUGGAAAUAGAUGAAGAAGGAGGGUUUACAUCAAAAGCAAUUGUUCAGAGAGACAAAGCGGAUGAAGAGACCUUGAAUUAUUCUUACGAGGAUGAGUUUGAUAAUGAUGUGGAUGCUCUGCUGGAAGAGGGCCUUUGUGUUCCCAAGAAAAGGAAAAUUGAUGAGAAAUAUGCAGGGGAGAGUGACCAUCAGUCUGAUGGAGAGACGAGCGUGCAGCCUAUGAUGACCAAAAUAAAAACUGUUCUUAAAAGUCGUGGCCGCCCUCCUACAGAGCCCUUGCCUGAUGGAUGGAUCAUGACAUUCCAUAACUCAGGCAUUCCUGUAUAUCUCCACAGAGAAUCCAGAGUUGUUACCUGGUCCAGACCUUACUUCUUGGGAACAGGAAGUAUAAGGAAACACGACCCUCCUUUGAGUAGCAUUCCUUGUUUGCAUUACAAGAAAAUGAGGGAAAACGAGGAAAGGGAACAAAACAACGACAUAACACCCAAUGGUGAAGUAUCGCCUGUAAAACCCGUGGAUAAAACUUUAGAAUCGGAUUGCCAAGCAGAGGAGCCAGACUCCACCGGUGCUGAUUCAGGAACUGUAGACGAGAAAGACCCUUCUGGGGGAGAUGCAGCACAAGGCGCCUUAGGCCAAGUUAAGGCCAAAGUGGAAGUGUGCAAAGACGAAUCAGUGGAUCUGGAAGAUUUCAGACACUACCUUGAAAAGCGUUUUGAUUUUGAGCAAGUAACUGUAAAAAAGUUCAGAACCUGGGCAGAGAGGCGACAGUUCAACCGUGAGAUGAAGAGAAAACAGGCAGAGUCUGAGCGGCCCAUUCUGCCAGCCAAUCAAAAACUGAUUACCUUGUCUGUACAAGACGCACCUACAAAGAAAGAGUUUGUUAUUAAUCCCAAUGGGAAGUCUGAAGUUUGCAUCCUGCAUGAAUAUAUGCAACGAGUCCUAAAGGUUCGCCCUGUUUACAAUUUCUUUGAAUGUGAGAAUCCAAGUGAGCCUUUUGGAGCCUCUGUCAUUAUUGAUGGAGUGACGUAUGGAGCAGGAACUGCAAGCAGCAAAAAACUGGCCAAGAAUAAAGCUGCCCGAGCUACACUGGAAAUCCUCAUUCCUGACUUUGUAAAGCAGACUUCUGAGGAAAAGCCCAAAGAUAGUGAAGAACUAGAGUAUUUUAACCAUAUCAGUAUUGAAGACUCACGGGUAUAUGAACUGGCCAGUAAAGCUGGACUCUUGUCUCCAUAUCAAAUCCUUCAUGAGUGCCUUAAAAGAAACCAUGGAAUGGGUGACACAUCCAUAAAGUUUGAAGUGAUUCCUGGUAAAAAUCAGAAGAGCGAAUAUGUCAUGACUUGUGGGAAGCACACUGUUCGUGGCUGGUGUAAAAAUAAGCGAGUUGGAAAACAGUUGGCAUCUCAGAAAAUACUCCAGCUGCUUCACCCGCAUGUGAAAAACUGGGGCUCGUUAUUGCGCAUGUAUGGUAGAGAGAGCAGUAAGAUGGUGAAACAGGAAACCUCUGAUAAAAGUGUGAUUGAGCUUCAGCAGUAUGCCAAAAAGAACAAGCCAAAUCUACACAUUCUGAACAAGUUACAGGAAGAAAUGAAGAAAUUGGCGCAAGAAAGGGAGGAAACACGAAAGAAGCCCAAGAUGACGAUUGUAGAGUCUGCUCAGCCUGGUAGCGAACCUCUCUGUACAGUUGACGUGUGACCAGAAGACACAAACAAUUGGGGAGCAAUAAACAAGCAGCAAGAGCUAUUUUUUUUCCAACUAUUAUUUAAGAAUUGGUUUGCUUCAGAAUGCAAAACAACACAACAGUCCAAGCUGCUUCAAAUAUGCAUUGUUCUUCAUCAGGGCAAUAGUACUUUUUUUUUUUUUGAGCUUUUAACCUCUGAGAGAUGCACUUAUACGAGAGAGCAAAAAUCCCCGU
Messenger RNA from Euleptes europaea (tarantolino), 2871 nucleotides. RefSeq names its product DGCR8 microprocessor complex subunit (gene DGCR8). Gene Ontology annotation, molecular function: identical protein binding; double-stranded RNA binding; heme binding. The transcript has 13 exons. Lineage: Eukaryota; Metazoa; Chordata; Lepidosauria; Squamata; Sphaerodactylidae. Gene Ontology annotation, biological process: primary miRNA processing. The coding region runs from base 333 to 2651 and encodes 772 amino acids. The record is from RefSeq and is a predicted model, not a curated record. Gene Ontology annotation, cellular component: microprocessor complex.